Molecule: messenger RNA, 3747 nt
Organism: Uranotaenia lowii
Lineage: Eukaryota; Metazoa; Arthropoda; Insecta; Diptera; Culicidae
Product: probable serine/threonine-protein kinase DDB_G0268078
Exons: 9
Coding region: 1086-3422 (778 amino acids)
Biological process (GO): protein phosphorylation; cilium assembly; intraciliary transport
Cellular component (GO): nucleus; cilium; cytoplasm
Molecular function (GO): protein serine/threonine kinase activity; ATP binding
Source: RefSeq, a predicted model, not a curated record
CUGAUCAGACGUGUUGCGGUGGUCGUUUUUAAGCGUGGUAUAAAAUUUGUUUUUAAAAUAAUUCACAAGACUAAUUCAAAAGUUACAAUGAACUGUUGUUGAAUCUGUUGAACUCUGAAUAUUUAAAAUUCAGAAAACCAUAACAGCACACAAAAUAUCAACCGAAUAAACGUCGAAAUAAUAAUAAAUGAACCGAAAAGUAGGUUGCUGGGGCAACCGAUAAACAUAACAUGGCCCAGGACAUCGUGGCCAACUGCGUUUCCCAUGUUGAGUUGAUCCGUGUCGUAUUUUUGUAGGUGCGAUUGCCAGUAGGCCAGCUACAUACCUAGCUUAAUCGGUCGGUCUGGUUUGACAGUGCUACUUACCGACUUCAUACAUAGUAACAUUCGGUCCCAUUCAUUAGCCGUGGGGUCAGUGAAGUGGACGCCGUGUAGCCAUUUCGGCUGUUUAUGAAUUAUUGCGAUAAGGAAAUGGAGCAAUAAAAUCAAUGAUUAGUGUAAACGCGAAGCAAUGAAAUCGUUCGCCAUGAACCUACCGAUAUUUAUUUGCUUAAAGUGCACGGUUGUGAGAGUGGUUGUUUAAGAAAAAUAUCGAAAGCUAGCAAAUUUGGAUUGUGGAAGCAUUAAGCGACUGUUCGAAACCUGCUGCCCCGGACGGUGGGUUGGACAAAUUUCCCGACGGGGCCAGGCGGGAAUCCUUCCCCGCGUCAUUGCACAACAACGCAGUCUUCGCGGCAGGUGUAGCUGGCUGAUGAAUAUUUAUAAGUCAAGUCGAAAGACCCUCGCGGAAAAGGAUAACCGACCGAGUAGGUAUGCAAAAGUGCUCUUGGGAUAACUUUUUGAGUGAGUGUUGUCGCAAAAUAGUAAGGAAAUGUGUUUCCUUCAGCUGUAAAAUGUAGAACAACCUCUAAUGGAUCUAAAGAAAGGGCAAAACUAGGGGCUCGAGAUUGAUGAAAACCGGAAGUUACCUUGUGCAGUGUAAAAUAGUGCAAUCGUAGUUAAGGGGGGUUGCAUGUUGCAACAUCACUGCUGUUCGGUGAAACAACAGAAUCGGCAACAGACGACGACGACGACGACGGAACCAUCAUGAAUCGAUACCUGACGCUGAGCCAGUUGGGCGAUGGCACUUAUGGUACGGUUGUCCUUGGUCAACGCAAAGACACCGGCGAGAAGGUCGCCAUCAAGCGGAUGAAGCGGAAGUAUUACUCCUGGGAGGAAGCAAUGAAUCUCCGGGAGGUUAAGUCCCUGAAGAAACUAUCGCACGCCAACGUUGUCAAACUGAAGGAGGUCAUCCGCGAGAACGACGUGCUGUACUUCGUGUUCGAGUACAUGCAGGAAAAUCUGUACCAGCUGAUCAAGGACCGGGAAACGCACUUCCCGGAGGCCACCAUAAGACUGAUACUGCAGCAAAUCCUGACCGGGCUGGCGUUCAUGCAUCGGCACGGGUUCUUCCAUCGGGAUUUGAAGCCGGAAAAUGUGCUCUGUUGCGGACCGGAACUGGUCAAAAUUGCCGACUUCGGACUGGCCCGGGAAAUUCGCUCUCGGCCCCCCUAUACUGAUUAUGUUUCGACCCGAUGGUACCGUGCGCCAGAAGUUCUACUACACAGCACCCGGUAUGGCAGUGCAAUCGAUCUGUGGGCCGUCGGGUGCAUUAUGGCGGAGCUCUACACCUUCCGGCCGCUGUUCCCCGGUUCCAGCGAGGUGGACCAGCUGUUCAAAAUCUGUUCGGUGCUAGGGACACCGGAAAAGGACGACUGGCCCGAUGGACACAAGCUAGCUUCGACGAUCCAGUUCCGGUUCCCAGAGUGUCCAAAAAUCCCGCUGGAAUCGCUGGUAACCAGAGCGGGUCAACAGGCCCUCCAGCUACUGGAGGACUUUCUCCUGUGGGAUCCGGAAAAGCGACCUACCGCCCAACAGUCCCUCAAGUAUCCCUACUUCGGUGCGAUGAAACAACGAACAUCGGCCGGUGUGGUGGUGAAUGGAUUAAACGGACAUCAGCUGCCACAAAUUGGAGGCCAUCCGGGUAUCGGAGGAGUCAGUAUUGCAAACGGCUUGAAUAAUAACGGGGUUCCGAGUGCGCGAAUAUCGAUUGUGGACGUUGGACAGCUGGAAAAUGGCGGGAUCAAUAACCGCUUUAGUGUAAAUCCUGCAAACGGAAAUAGUGUGUCCGUGUCGAACAAUAGUGGUAGUAUCUAUAAAUCGAUCAGCAACAGUGAUUUGAAUGAAAUCAACUCGAUGCUAAGUUUAUCGAGACUUUCCCAGAAUGCACCGGGCGUGAUUGAGAAGCGUGCCUCGUUAGAUAAUGGGAAAUUAAGUGAUAGUGCACGAAGCAAUGGUAAAUAUCAGAGUGGAAUAAACUACAGCGUUCUGAAUGAAAUGCUCCACAGCUACAAUUUGGUAGGGUUGAAUGGGGGAAAUCAGGUGGGCAAUCACCACCAAGGUCGACUGAAUCGUAACAACAGUAUCACGAAAUCGAUUGGUGAUCAAAGUGAUAGUGGGACGGUUAAUGAUAAUGGCAGCUCGGUGAUGAGCUACUCAAUCAUGAAACCGGCCGUAGUGAAAAUUGAAGAAAAGCCCACGGAAAUCGUGUACGGCAACGGGAUGCGGAAGGAAAAAGUAAACGACAUUUUUGUGACGCGGAAUACGAGCAAAUUGCUUCAACAGCAACGACCGGUCGAUAGUGAUGAUUCUGGCUAUCUGAACAGUGGCUUCUUUCUUCAUAAACAGAACGGAAAUGCCAAAGGUGAUCAGGGAAAUGGGGGUGGCAAUUUGUUCAACGACAGCUUUCUCAACGACUCCAAGGUGUACAAUGCUUUCUCCAAGCAGCCGGCCCUGGUGACGCGCAAGACGGAUGAGGACAUCAAAAUGAGUAAGGCCAAAAUUGCAUCGCUCAAUCGGGGCCUACAGAGUCAUUUCAGUCGAAGCUGGGAUCAGACGAAGGGGAGCAGCUUCGAGGAUGAUUUGGAGGACAUUCUGGGGAGUCGGAUAAAGUCGACAAAAAAAGCAAACCACGAGUUCAAGCUUGAAGACCUUUUCGGGACGGUUUCGUUUGCGAAGGAUUCUACCACGGCCAAGUACCCAAAUACGGUUCCCUUCGCGAAGGGUAGCAUGAAGAACGGUGCCAACAACGGAAUGACCGACAUUUUCGACAAUUCGGACAACAUCAAACCGACACACUCGAGCGCCAACAUCGUUCCGCGCCGGAAAAGUCAACAGGUGUUUGUUUCCAACAACAGCUUAUCGACCAACAACGAGUUUAACGGCGUAAACGCCUCUUUUAAGCUGUUUCCCUGGGAAGAUGCGCCUCGAAACGUUCCUGAAAGGAAGCAAUGGGUUCCGGAUAGUGGAAACCUUACAUACGUAGGAGCCGGUGGAGAUGGCAAGGGACGGCCCGAUUGGGCUGCCAAAUAUCUGAGCAAAUGAGCCGGCCAGUCUAUUCUAAACAAAUUUACUUUUAAGAAACCCUUAGAGGAGAAAGCUUUAUAAGAUUUGUAUUUUCUUGUAUAAUCUAGGACCUAAGCGAUCAUUGGCAUGUGUUUGUUUAGUGUAAUUAAGUAGUUACGGAGGAAAAAUGUUAAAAACUAAAACCCAAACCCAUCUGUGAUAGAUCAGAGCAUAUGUGAGAUAGAUUGGCCGAGUACCUGGUAAGAUAGAAUAAAUCUUAUUGGGACGCAAUCAAAUCAAUAGCAGGGUGCGAAUUAUUCCGCAUCCUUCAUAUGCCCGAUUAGUUACUGACCUGCAGUUGCAA